AUGCAUGGAGCCCUACCAUCUGCCUAUCUUCAUUUAAAGGCCUUGGCCGACGUGGAGCAUCGCGUACACAAUGGGGUCAUGGGCGAAGUGAUUACCAAAGUCAGAGAAACUCGUCUGGCCGUUCUAUUAGCGCAUAUUCUGAUGAUCCCCAUAUAUUUCUGGCUAAUUCCAUACUUUACAGCUUUUAUCCCAACUUCAUUAUUUCAUGGACUUUUCCUCUUCAUGGCCAUCAGCUCGUUGACGGGCAAUGAAAUGUGGCAGAGAAUUAUGCUCCUUUUUACUGAACAGCGCUCUUACCCGGCCACCAGUUACUUGAGAAAGGUCUCACAAAGAAAAGUCCACGCCUUCACCAUUAUUGAAAUUCUACAAUUAGCCACGCUAUUGGCAGGCAAUCAAUUCCCGCCGCCUACGGCAUAUGAACUCAUUCCACGUCUGCGCUGCAAGCGUCACGUACCGAUGCAAAACACCCCUUCACCAUCUGAUGAUUGCCCCUAUGACCUCUGGGAUGAGCAAACAGUAUUCGAAGGUCGAUGGCUGAAGACCAGGCAGAUCCGAUUCCGUGAGCGACACACCAAACAGGAAGGUAUCUGGCAAUCUGCCCACCGUACCACGAAGCCGGCAAAUUGCGAAGUUGAUGGAGUGGAUAUUAUUGCCGUGCUUUACAAGGACAAUAAAAAGUAUUUUGUCCUCGUCAAGCAGUACCGUAUCCCGAUGGGAGGGUGGUGUCUCGAGUUUCCAGCAGGGCUGAUUGAUGAAGGAGAAACGGUGGAAGAAGCUGCGCUCAGAGAGCUGACAGAAGAAACUGGAUACACGGCCACAAAAGUGUUAAACCGUUCCUCGGGCAUUCAAGGUCUCGACCCGGGCCUCAGCGACGACUCCGUCCAGUUCGUCACCGUCGAAAUUGAUGGCACCGACCCGCGCAACACCAACCCAUCCCAAAAUCUGCAAUCCGAAGAGGCAAUCGAAGUGCUUCUUGUCGAAUGCGACAAAAUUCUCGAUUUUAUGAAAGCCAACGAAAAGAAUUUGCAUAUCGAAGCCAUGGUAUACACGUUCGCGAUUGGCUAUGAUUUGGCGCAAAGAAUAAAGUUU
Molecule: messenger RNA, 1089 nt
Organism: Mesorhabditis spiculigera
Lineage: Eukaryota; Metazoa; Nematoda; Chromadorea; Rhabditida; Rhabditidae
Source: the annotation of a GenBank genome assembly